AUGGGUAAUUCGAACAGCAAUGGCAAAGUGAUGAGGAUUGAGAGUUUCGCGAACGAUCCCACGGCGUUCCGAGUGUUCGUGAAGAAGCGGAACAAGUUUAUUCCGGGCUGGCUGAAGGUGAACGAGGAUGAGAUCGUCUUCUUCCGGACCGCCACACAGCCGCAGUUCUGGCCGUUGGCGUUCUUGCGGCGCUACGGCUACACGUGUGCGGGUGUGUUCUUUUUCGAGAGCGGGCGACGAUGUGCGACGGGAGAGGGGCUGCACACGUUUCAGUCGCAUCAGGCGGAGAAGAUUUUUCAUGUGAGUUUUGGGCUUUGAAAGAAGAGGGGAAUUUUAUCAGCCUGUCGGGAAAAUAAUGUGGAUUUCUUAAAUGCACUGUGCGUUGGCGACAAGCUUGUGAAAAGGUUCAAAACGCGCUGCGCGGAAGAGAAAAAAAUGUCCAUGCAAUUUAUGAAAGUGCAGUUUCACUGUAAUAUCAGUCUGUCGGGAAAAUAAUGUGGAUCGUCGCCCUUGGAAUCGCCCAUCAUUGCUUUGCGACGGUUCUCCGCGGCUGGAGAUUUGGUCCGCGAGGCGAGAACUUCCGCUGCGACAAGUCCACAUUAUUUUCCCGACAAACAAAUAUCACAGUCGGCCUUCUGUAUUACAGUUGCGCACUGUGACAAAAUGUCCAUGCACUUUAUGAAAACAAAUUCUAUCAGUCUGUCGGGAAAAUAAUGAGCCCAAUAUCGCUGAGCCAGUCGCGUCGCUGAAGUGAAAAGAAAUUUGAUUUUGCCGCGACACAAUUCAUUUUCUCAGCGACGAUGAGACUUUCGAUGCGACAGAGUGCUCAUUAUUUUCCCGACAGACUGAUUUAGGCAUCUAAUUUUUUGCUCUCAGUUUGUCGGGAAAAUAAUGUGGAUUUGUCGCGGCUUGAAAUCGCCCAUCAUCGGUUUGUGGCAGCUAACUGCGGCUGGAGAUUUGAUGCGCGACUUCUGCUCAUUAUUUUCCCGACAGACUGACAAUAGCUCAGAAUGAACAGUUAGGCCAGCGAUAGCUAGAGUUGAUCAUUUUCUAGAGUUAGAAAAUGAUCAUAUUGUAAGUCUGCGCCAAGUCUCCGCCGAGCCUUCGCCGAGCAUCCAACGGCUUUACCAGGCCCCGUCAACACUUGUGCGAAAUUGAACAAAUUUCCAUGUACUUUAUGAAAAUAUAUAUUAUACAUGCUAUAAUAAAGUCAUUUUUUCAGAUCGUCCAGUCCCGAAUCCGCUCCGAGGAAUUCGCGCGUUCCCGGGCCUCCUCCGUCGUCCAGCAUCGCCUCAACUCCGUGGCGGGCCCCGCCACGAACACCAAAAUCCAUCCGGUCCAACGCUUCUGCAGCGAAGGAGCGACAAACCCGUUUUUGUUGCGGAGAAACCCCUCGAAUUCGCAGAGAAACCCGUUGGGCACCGGUCCCAUGAUGCAUUCGAGCAGCUCGACGAAUGUGCACAGCACAGCGAUCAGAGAGAGGCCGAGGAGUGUGGUGUCGGCCAUCGAGUACGAUGUGAAUCGAGUGAACAAAACGCCGAACAUCAUGAACAACUCGUAUUCGUCGGCGGUGAACAGUUUGUGGAGCAGCCAGCAGCGGCUGGAAGGGGAGAUUGUGUAAGUUGAAAGUAUAGCCCUAUCUUGCCCUAUAUAGUCAAUAUAGUAUAACACAAGCCCUAUAGCUCUAUAUAUAACCUCAUAUUAGUCUGUCGGGAAAAUAAUGAGCACAAUGUCGUUGAGGCAAAUCGCGUCGUUGAAGUGAAAAGCAAUUUGGUUUUGCCGCAAAACAAUUCAUUUUUUCGGCGGCGAUACGAUUUUCGAAGCGGCAGAGGGCUCAUUAUUACAGACUGAUAUAUUAUAUUACAAUGUAUUGCAAGAGACCAAAAAAAUAUUUGUCAUAGAGGAUAUUUGUUGUAAGUAGGUUAGUUUUGGCCCUAAAUUAACGCUCUUACCGCUGAAUCUUUGUCAUAGCAUUAUUUUCCCGAUAUAGGCAUCUAAUUUUUUGAACUAUUAGUCUGUCGGGAAAAUAAUGUAGAUUCGUCGCGCCUUCAAAUCGCAAAACAUUUCUUUGUGGCGGCUAACUGCGGCUGGAGAUUUGGUGGGCAACUUGCUGCGACAAACACAUUAUUUUCCCGACAGACCGAUAUCAGUGCGGACCGCGACAAAAUGUCCACCCACUAUGAAAAGACUGUAGUCUGUCGGGAAAAUAAUGAGCACUCUGUCAAAUUUAAAAUCGCAUCGCCAUGGAGAAAAUUAAUUGUGUCGCGGAGAAAAUCAAAUUGUUUUUUGCUUUUAGCGAUGCGAUUUUCGAAGCGACAGAAUGCCCAUUAUUUUCCCGACAGACUGAUAAUAAAAUUGCGCUAGAAAUUUUUGUACUGUAAAAUACGCCUAUUCAAUGUUUCCUUCCAAAGCAUUAAAAAAAUGAUAUCAAACAUCAUCAUGUAUAGGAUGUUCUUUACCCUUAUUGAAGCUGUUUCCUCAUCCUCUUUCCUCUUUGAUUUUGAUAUUAUGUUCCUCGUCCCAAGGCCAUUCCAAACACCGCUCAAGACUUUUUCAUGUCACGAGGAGACGGCUAUUAAAAACAUCCGAACACCUGGUGAUUCAGAGACAGAAACAAUUUACGUCAAAAGGGUAGUGGAAGAUGGAUUAGGCCAGAUCGACUUGAAAACAGAAGAUAAGAAAGUAAAAUACGUGCUGGAAAAGUUAUAUUUUUACUGUCAAGGAAAUUUAAAUACAAUAUAUUUUGCAAAAAAAUUAUGUUUUCACAUCAAAUUUGAAAGGUAUCAGUCUGUCGGGAAAAUAAUUCUUGUCUUAUAGAAAAUCGCAUCGCCGCCGAGAAAAUGAAAUUUGUCGCGAUCAAAUUGCUUUUGACUUCAGCGACGCGAUUGGCACAGUCACAUUGCGCUCAUAAUUUUCCCCACAGCCUGAUAGUAUCACGAUAAAAUAAUUUUUCUCUAACCGCUCUCUUCGUUUUUAUACUCUCUCGUCAAUUGAUGAAUAUCUCGGCGAUGCUCGCAAAGACUUGGCCACAAUUUUCAGGGGUUAAUAUAUGGUCUGCAAUGACUGUAGCUCUAGAAUUUCAAGCGGAUCUGAAGGUUGCCUUAUGAUCCUUUGUCUAGUUCGUAGAAUUUGAAGGUUUAUAUAAAAACUCUGAAAUAUUUCAACCAUCCGCUCAGCGGAUCAUCUGCCAAGCACCCCUACACUUUGCUACGUCAAUAAGCAAUGCUUUUGAUUCAUAUUCACCCUUUACUAAUCCAAUUUUUUCCAGAAACGAGCAUAUCAUCAACAACGGCUAUGAGACCUACCAGUCCUGCGGCUCCGAGCGCUAUAUGCGCCCGUAUCCGGCGCCUCCACUCUCCGAUCAACUGAAAUACCAUUCCUACGUGAACGUCGAACUCCCCGACCCACGCUACUACCGCGAGACCAGCGUCGCGUCCGACUUGAUGAGCUCAGCGUCGGCGCGAGUUCCGCCAAGAGCGAGAAUUCAGCCGGUUGCGCCGUUCAUGACACAAUCGAUGACACAGUCGAUGAUUGCCACUCCAACAAAACCGCAGGCAUUCGAUCCGCCCGGAGAGAGUUUUCCGGCCAUUGAUCGUGGCAGACCGGCGUCGACGAAUGCGCAGCCGGCCAGGCCAAUCCCCGUCCCACAAAAACCUCCCAUGGAGUAUAUACAGGUAAUUUUGUGCUUAUUUUGUUUGGAAAGCGGUCUUUUUUACAUUUAAAAUGAAAGACUUGCUGAUGUGCUCGUAUUUUACAAUUUAUGUUAGAUUUCUUGAAUUUUUAGAGGUUGAAACGGAAUGCCAAAAAUUGGCGGGAAAUUUGAAUUUUUGGAUUUUCCGCAAUUUAUAUGUUUUUAACAUUUCAAAUAAAAGAUCAAGAGACCGCGUAUUUUACCAUUCUUUUAAUUUUCAACCGUUUUUAUGAAUUGAAACGGAAUGCCAAAUUUUGGCGGGGAAUUCGAAAAUUUGUAAAGGUGGACUUCUAGUCGGCUUAAAUUUAUUUUUUAUUCAGUCAGGACGUUUUAUACAUACUCGAAUAAAACCACCUUUGGGCAAAUUUUCUUUUACAAAAUUUAAAUUUCAAAUUUUCCGCCAAAAUUGGCAUUCUGUUUUAUGGCCUUAUACGAACUGAAAAUAGUUUUUUUUCCGUGUAAGAUCAUGUUAGCAGAACGUCUUACACUCUAAUACAGCCAUUUUUGGAAAAAUUUACUUUUACAAAAUUUAAAUUUCAAAUUUCCCGCCAAAAUUGGCAUUCUGUUUUAUGGCCUCAAAUGGACGAAAAAAUUGUGUUAAUAAGAAUUUUAGUCAUCAAAUGACUUCUUCUUCGUAUUUCACACACUUUUCCAACACAUUAUUCUUUCCAGGUACCUCUUUCCAAUCGACCACAGCCCCCUUCCAAUCCUCCGAAUGGACCCAUCGAACUGACCAAACGGUGAGUGGCCUCAAGUCAAUUUGCCUCUGAAUUUCCCUCUUAAUUCAGUUCCUAUCCCUUUGAUCGGGAGGUUAAUUAAAUUUUUGGGGAGAAACGGGAGAUUUUAAAAGUUUAAUCCAAACAUCUCGCGGACAAGAUUUAUUUCAAACUAAAUUUUUUCUGAACAAAGAAAGACGGAGGACUCGAUUAAUCUUGGUUCUAAAUGUCUUGUCAAAACAGCGUUUUUAUGGCUGGCAAUGAAGCUUAAUGGUUGUUAGGGAAGGGCAGCCAUUUUUUGUUGCAAAAUAUAAAGUUGGAAAAAUUUUGAAAAUAAAAAAUUUUUCGAAUUUCAUUAAAUAUAUUCACAGGGGAAGUACCCCAAGUGCGACGCUCAGAUUUUGAUGAAACUUGGCACAAAUUUAGAAUAAUUUUUUCUAAGAUAUAUGCGAGAAUUCUAGCUCGCGCUUUGCAGAAACAACCGAGAUUUUUAGAUCGAAAGUCGGCCAAAAUUUAGGACUUUUUGCCGAAUUUCGGCACGAAAAUUUUCAUGCCUAAUUCUACCGUAAAGGAUAAUAUUUCUACAAAAAAUCAAAUUUUUCCGCUCGAAACUGCCAAAGUUAUGGCCAAAAAGGUGUUUCUCUCUGACCGCUCUCCACGUUUAGCGUGCUCUCUCGGCGGCAAAAAUCGUUCGAUAUCUCGGCGGCGCCGGCAAAGCGCGAACUAAAACUUUCAUGAAUUCAUAUUUAGUCCAUACCCGAUGUGUGUGCAAAAUUUAAAGAAAAUCUGAGCGUCGCACUUGGAGUACUGUCAGUAUAUGCCACAUACAAAAUCCUCAAAAUUCAGCCAUGUUCUAAUUACCUCGAAUCUUCUAAAACCUCGUUUUUCAGACCCCCUUCGAUCAGUCAACGUUCCGAUUGCUCCUCGGUAAUCUCAGCGUCCCCUUCGAUGGGCGAUCGCUCCGUUCUGUCGGCCCCACCUUCUAGUCGCGUCAAUUAUGCGCUCAUCGACUUCAACAAGACCAAAGCCCUCGAGCAAUUCUCGAAUGUCAAGCAGAAAGCGGCCGAAAAGCUGCGGAACAGUCGAUUCAUCCGAAAACAUUGA
Molecule: messenger RNA, 5511 nt
Organism: Bursaphelenchus xylophilus (pine wood nematode)
Lineage: Eukaryota; Metazoa; Nematoda; Chromadorea; Rhabditida; Aphelenchoididae
Source: the annotation of a GenBank genome assembly